This is a messenger RNA of Owenia fusiformis, 1813 nucleotides long. NCBI's taxonomy places the organism in Eukaryota, Metazoa, Annelida, Polychaeta, Sabellida, Oweniidae. The record is from the annotation of a GenBank genome assembly.
UUUUGUUUGAGUUAUAAAUCAAAUACGAUGACGUUAUUUAAACAUUACAACGUUAUAAUAUUGUCUAAUGUAUAACAAGGCCUAAUUGAGAUCAAUUGAACACAAGAUGGAAACGUUUCUUAUUGGAUUCACUUUGGCUAUAAUACUUGCAAAUACUGCACAAGUACAACCCCAAAAGGCAUUCCGUAAGAAAGGUAUUGUAGAGGAUAUUUCAAAACUAGGUACAUCAAUACAUGACGAGCAUGUAGCUCUAACAACGUGCUGUGAAAACAAUGGCAAUAUGGUGAAACAAGUUCUCGCUCGACUUGAUGCAUUGGACUUGAAAAGUAAAUGUGAACCAUGUGAAAACAAUGGUUCUACAUAUCCCAGAGGUCCUCAAGCAUGGUAUUUUUAUGGAAACAACAUUACAAACAGAAAAACAUUUCUAGAGAGUGGUGGGAGAAAAGCCUGGGUAGACUUUGAAACUGAUUUACCGCAAGGGAUAGUAACAUGCUUUGCAGUAUAUUUAGAACCUGGAGUCAAUGAAGACACUGAAGUAAGACUUCAAAUAUGGCGUCCGAUACCUCCAAGCCGAACAAAAUAUUUGCUAGUUUGGGAAAAAGAGGUGACAUUUCUUAAAAAUGAAUAUGGAUUAAGAAAAAUAAAACUCUUACUAUCGGAAAGAUUUCAAACCACUAGUGGGGACAAAAUAGGAUGGACAAAUGAAGGGGACGUAAGCCCUAUUAGUUUGUCCUACAAUGUGAGACAUUUAACGCAUUUCUUACCAUUGGAUAACAGUCCUAACCCAAAAGUGGGAAGUGAAUAUGAAUUUGAAAGUCUUCCCUUGGAGAGUCAGUUUUCGAUAGGAGUAUGGAUGGAUACAAGCUGUCCAGAAUCUCCAGAUUGUCCUUCAGUACCAACAAAACGAAAAGAUAGGGGCAGGAAUAAAAAUAAUGAAGAUGGCCAGGGAGUUUAUGAGGGAUGUGAAAAGCAUGAUUACAACUGGGCAACAUUGAAUAAUACAUGUAUGAAUGGAGUUAAUAAAACAGUGAUUAAAACUCCAUCUAUUGCCGAAUGUAAGAAGGCCUGUGAGGAGAAAUCAUCGGAAUGUGUGGCAAUUAACCACAAUGGCGUUACCGAGGAAUGCCAUCUUAUUGUUGAGUUUACAAAGGAGUCGCAAAUUCACAGUCCGUGUGAGCUUAAUGGAUGGGACUAUGCAGAAAAGCGAGCUAAACCAAGUUGGGCGUGGUUUGACAUCCCAAAUACGUGUAUCAAGAGUUCAAACAAAUUGAUAUUCACAGCUAUAUCCCUGAUAACAUGCAAGGCCGCCUGUGAGCACGAGGAGUCAAUUAAAUGCAUGUCAAUUGAAUUCGAGGAGACUUCCAAUGAAUGCCAUCUUCAAACUAAAUACUCCGGGAACGCACAACUUAGUAGCCCAUGCCACUCAAAAACCUGGCAUUAUGCGGAGAGACAUUACUUUUAUUGAAGCUUAAUGCUGCACUGGUGUGUAAAGUGAACACGCAUUUACAACUUGAAUGAAUUAUGGGUUCAACUGGUUAAUGAUGCAUCCCUGUAUUCUUUAAAUAUAUACUAUUAAGUAUGAUCAAUUCAAGUUAAAUACUAAUUCUGACAUUUUUGGUUUUGCUACAUGGCUCAUCAAACAUUAAUACCGUUUUGUCAACAUGUUUGUGUAAUAUUAUUACCAUAUUUCAUGUUGUGCUUUGUAUGCUGGGGCAGAAUAUUCGGAUGAAACCUAUUGUAUUGAUCACAAAUCAGUUUAAAGUGGACAAAUUUUUGUUAUAAGCUAAUUAUAAUAAACAAUGCUGGAUUAAAA